UUUUUCUGUUCCUGGCAGCUGACAUGAGGCUGGUCAGCGCCGGGGUCCGGGUCCGGAGGGCCGCAGAGCCGGCCGAACCCGAGUCGGAAGAGGCAACGGAGCCGGUUCAUCACGAGCACGCUCACUCCGAACAUCAAGAACACACACAUACAGAACAUCACCCUGGACACGAUUACAACCACAUGAAGGACAAGUUCAUGAAUGAACUGACUCAUCUGCCAAUUCCCAUGUGGGCAGUGGGAGCCAUCGUUGUGUUGGUGCUGGCUUUGGUGGCAUGCUUCAUCUUCUGCGUUUUCAAAAAAUGCUUCGGGAAAAAGAAAAAGCCCAAAAAAGUCAGAGAGAGGAAAGCAGGCAGGCGCAGAAAGGCAAAGGAAGGUGAAGGAGAGACUGGCGAGAAGGAGGGGGAGGUGAAGAAGGAAGGGGAGGAAGAGGAGAAAGAGCAGGAGAAGCUGGGGAAGCUGGAGUUUUCCCUGGACUACAACUUUACAGAUUCACAGCUUAUAGUGGGCAUUCUUCAGGCUCAGGAUCUGGCUGCUAUGGACAUGGGGGGAACUUCAGACCCUUAUGUCAAAGUGUUUUUAUUGCCAGAUAAAAAAAAGAAGUAUGAGACCAAAGUUCAGCGCAAAAAUCUCUGCCCCGUUUUCAACGAGACCUUCAUCUUUAAGAUUCCAUAUGCUGAGUUGGGCGGAAAAACAUUGGUGCUGCAAGUUUUUGACUUUGAUCGUUUCUCCAAGCACGAUAUGAUUGGUGAAAUAAAGAUUCCCAUGAACAGUGUCGACUUGGGCCAGCCGAUGCAGCAGUGGAGGGACUUGGAGAGUGGUGAGAAGGAGGAGCAGGAAAAACUGGGUGAUAUAUGCAUUUCUCUACGAUAUGUACCAACUGCUGGAAAACUGACAGUGAACAUCAUGGAGGCCAAAAAUCUUAAGAAAAUGGAUGUUGGUGGCUUAUCAGACCCAUAUGUGAAGAUUGUUCUGCAACAGAAUGGGAAGCGGAUUAAGAAGAAGAAGACAACGGUCAAGAAGAACACACUCAAUCCUUACUUCAAUGAGAGCUUCAGCUUUGAAGUCCCCUUUGAGCAAAUACAGAAAGUGCAGGUGGUCAUCACAGUGUUUGACUAUGACAAACUGGGGAGCAAUGACCCCAUUGGAAAGACCUUCAUGGGUUACGGAGCCACGGGAGUCGGACUACGCCACUGGUCAGAUAUGCUCGCCAACCCCAGACGCCCGGUAGCCCAGUGGCACACUCUCAUGCCGGAGGAGGAAGUCGACGCAGCACUCAAAGCGAAACCACGUUAAAGGAAGAUCAGGUGCUGCGAUGGAGCUUCAUGUUAAACUUUAUGUUUCCUCUAACUGCAUAAAUUUGUUUACCUUUUUGUUUCUUUUCUGAUCAUUUAAUGUGUGUAUGUGUGUGCGUGAUGUACAGGCAUUUUUUGAUAACUGACUGUUCUGAAAACUUCUACUUCUCCAAUUUACUUCUCUGUACCUCAAACCAUAAUGAAUCUGUAUUUGUACAGUACUUGGGAAACACUUUCCUGUAGAUGUGCAUUUUUUUGUUUAUGCUUUGUAAAUGUGGACAUUUA
This is a messenger RNA of Salarias fasciatus (jewelled blenny), 1579 nucleotides long. It is a transcript of the gene syt5b, whose product is annotated as synaptotagmin Vb. The coding region runs from base 24 to 1295 and encodes 423 amino acids. Gene Ontology annotation, molecular function: calcium ion binding; calcium-dependent phospholipid binding; clathrin binding. The record is from RefSeq and is a predicted model, not a curated record. Gene Ontology annotation, cellular component: synaptic vesicle membrane; exocytic vesicle; axon. Gene Ontology annotation, biological process: synaptic vesicle endocytosis; calcium ion-regulated exocytosis of neurotransmitter. The transcript is spliced from 8 exons. NCBI's taxonomy places the organism in Eukaryota, Metazoa, Chordata, Actinopteri, Blenniiformes, Blenniidae.